Paraglomus occultum is the source of this 1791-nucleotide messenger RNA. Lineage: Eukaryota; Fungi; Glomeromycota; Glomeromycetes; Paraglomerales; Paraglomeraceae. The record is from the annotation of a GenBank genome assembly.
AUGAAAAUAAUCGACAAGCUAGUAAAUUUACCGCCUGGUCAGCCGUUUUAUUCAUUCGAGUACUUUCCUCCAAAAACCGAAGAGGGACUAGCGAAUCUAUAUGAUAGACUGAAACGUAUGUCUUACCUGAAUCCCCUCUUUGCCUCAUUCACCUGGGGGGCAGGUGGGAGCACGAUCGAACGAACAAGCGAAAUGUGUGCCAUUUCUCAAAGCGGUUUCGGACUUGAGACGUGCAUGCACUUGACAUGUACUAAUGUUAACCGGGAUAUUAUCAAAGAAGCACUGAAUGAUGCAAAAGAUAACGGAAUUCAAAACAUAUUGGCUUUACGCGGAGAUCCUCCACGUGGACAAGAGUAUUGGUCAUCGUGUGAUAGUGGGUUUAACUACGCACUUGAUCUAGUGAAAUUUAUCAGACGAGAAUAUGGCGACUAUUUUUGUAUCGGAGUUGCUGGAUACCCUGAGGGACAUCCGGAUUCGGAUGAUAAACAGCAGGACUUGAGAUUUCUUAAAGAAAAGGUUGAUGCUGGAGCUGACUUUAUAAUAACGCAGAUGUUUUUUGACGUUGAUAUCUUUGUUAAAUGGGAAAAGGAAUGCAGAAAGAUUGGAAUAACUGUACCGAUCAUACCAGGAAUCAUGCCAAUACAAGGGUAUAAUAGUUUCAGACGAAUAAUUAACUUGUGUAAAGUAUACGUACCGUCAAGUAUCUUGAAUGCAUUGGAACCAAUUAAGCACGAUGACCAGGCAGUUAAAGACUACGGAGUGCAAUUGGCUAUUACAAUGAUUUCGACGCUACGUCAGAAUUACAGUGUAUGCGGUUUUCAUUUAUGUACGCUGAAUCUUGAGAAAUCCGUUAGACUGAUUCUGGAAGAGUUGGGUUUGGUACCGACGGAGGAACAAAGAAUUCAAGCAUUUAACAAUCGAAGAAGAUCUAGCCUUUUUCUAUAUGGUAACGGGAUUAUAAAAGAGGAACCAGAUGGAAGUGUUCCUGCAGCUAGACCGAUAAUAUGGAAAAAUCAAGGUGCAGACUAUGUCGGAAGAUCCGAAGAUUGGGAUAAUUUCCCAAAUGGUCGGUUUGGAAGUUCAAAGUCACCCGCUUUUGGUGAAGUUGACGGAUAUGGUGGGACUGUAAAAAUUCCUGUUCCGAAUGCCUUGGCAUAUUGGAACUACCCAACCACAGUUGCGGACAUAACGCAGCUCUUCAUGGACUACAUUUCUGGCAACACUCCACUUUUACCUUGGUCUGAAGAGCCUUUAAUUGCAGAAACGGAUGCUAUACGUGUUAAACUUCUUCAACUCAAUCAGCUUGGCUUCUGGACAAUUUCGUCACAGCCUGCAGUAAAUGGAGCAAGAAGUGAUGAUCCGGUGUUUGGAUGGGGUCCGAGAGGGGGAUAUGUCUAUCAGAAAGCUUUUGUAGAAUGCUUUGUGAACGAAGAGAUGCUGAAAAAUCUUUUAGAGAAAGUUAAGGAAAGUCCAUGGAUAACCUAUUAUGCUGCCACGUGUGGGGACGAAUUUCGAACAAAUGUCAAAGAUGAUUCACCGACUGCUGUUACAUGGGGUGUAUUCCCUGGUAAAGAGAUUGUUCAGCCAACCAUAAUCGAAGAAGUAUCUUUUAAGACAUGGAAGGAAGAGGCGUUUGCGCUUUGGACAGAAUGGGAACAUCUUUAUCCACCAGGAUCGCCCUCUCAGCAAUUGCUGAAUCAUAUUGGAAACACAUGGUGGCUAUUAAAUUUAGUACAUCAUAAUUACAUAGAGCCAGGAGCUAUUUGGGAAAUAUUUUUGGGUACUGACUAA